CUCAAGAGCAGUACGCAACCUGGCAUACUCGCCGUUACGCGCGACGAAAGACUUCCGAUUUAAUACUAAGUUCACGUGGCAGCCGCCAAUACACUCGUGCCCAGGCGUAGAAAAGUACUUUUUAGUACUCGAUGAUGUGGUCAAGACUGGGACUAAUUGGCGCAAAAGGACAAGAAGAAUAUUUGUAAAACCUCCUAGAUUUUACAUACAAAAUCUAAUGCCAGGAAGAGAGUAUAGGUUUUCUAUAACACCAUUCUUUCAAGACAUAGAUGAUCUUGGAGUCAAAGCCCAGCUGAAUUUCAACACAACUGAUGUUCCUGUGAACAAAACAACAAUACAGACGAUACAGCAAAAUAUGUCUAGUUACUCGUCAUCUGAUUGGUUCACUGUCAACAUCACGUGGUCAAGACCAUUGUUUAAUUACAGUACCAUCACAGGGUACAACGUUUCCUACUCGGCACAGGGUCAAGCAUGGAAAGUAAUUACAACGGAUAAACAGUUCUUCGUUGUGCGCGGUCUAGACUUUAGUCAAAGUCUAGAAUAUCAGCUCAUUCCAAUCUACCAACAUCCCUGGAUCGAAACUGUCACUACUGCAAGAUCUCUCCGAAUUCCAGAUCCGCCUAGAAAUGACUUAAAGGUCCAGAAUAUUCUAAUGCCUUCGAUGACUGAAAACAAAACGCGGAAUAUGUAUGACAUGACGUUCGUAUGGUCCUCGCCGAAGAUGGACAGAAACGUGUCGUUUUAUGAAGUGACUUACACACUAACGGGCUACCAAGACAACGAAUUAGAUUGUCCUCUAAAGAACUCAUCAAAACGAGGCUGUUUGGACUCCGCUGUGACUUCAACCAGCAUUAAUAUCCAGAGUGUUUUACCAAGUGAGCAAGUGGAAUUAACGGUGAAGCCCGUGUUUGCAAAUACUGUGUUUUUUCGCGGCGAACCAAUCAAAAUACAUCAACGAGCACCAGCUCCAAAGGACAGUCUGGUUGUUGUUCGUCAUCUUGAGCAUGAAAAACUGACACAAACAUUUAACAUCACUUGGGAUAAGCCGCUGUUCCAACAUAGUGCAGUCGAUCAUUACAUCGUUGGGUACGCAUUUUCUGAAAUUGACGUCAAAUCGUCAAGAGAAAUAAGAUCUUCUGAAAGUUUGCCUCAAAAUAUCAGCACUACAAAUGAGACAACUUACAAUAUCCAACGCAAUAGAUUCGAAAAAGGACAACAGAUUGACGUUGAGGUAACUCCAGUGUUCAAAGAUAAACUAAUUUCUGGGAAAACAGUGGGUUUGAAAAUAACAGAGCCUCUAAUUGCAGAGCUUUAUUCCCAGACCAUUUGGACAACUUGGAAAAUAGCUCUUUUAUCUACUGGUUUGGUGUUGCUGGUAUUACUAGUGCUGUUCUUUGCUAUAAUACUUGCUCGUCAUCAAAAAGACCGGCCAAGGAAGCCAGGUUCUGAUUUCAUGACUGUCGAUCACUGGGAAGUUGCUCUCGAUGAUCUGCAACUUGAACAAUGUCUUGGAGAAGGAGCCUUUGGUAGAGUAUAUAAAGCGAUUCUACUAAACCUACCAAAGGAGGCAUCAGCGGUCUCCAAGGGAAAAUCAAGCUCGGUCAGCUCUUCAAGUCCGUGUAAAAUUGAAGAAGGUCAUCUUGUGGCAGUUAAGAUGCUGCAAGAUUCCCUAGUCGUCACUGAAGAUGAGAGGAGAGAGUUUCUGAAGGAAAUCCAGCUUAUGAAAGACGUUGGCUCACAUCGUAACAUCGUGAACAUGUUGGGUUGUGGYACACUCAGUGACCCAAUGUUUCUUAUCGUGGAAUAUCUACCUAAUGGUGAUCUACUCCACUACCUCAGGGACAGACGUAGUAAGGUAAAAGAUUUAUCAACUAGGAAUGGCUACAAAAACUGUUAUCAUUAUACCUAUUAUAUGAACCAAAACAACUUCGUCGUGGACAACGAAGACUACCUCAAGCCCGUUGACUCGCACGAUAUGAACGUUAAGGGAAAACACAACAUAGGCUUUGAUGACGCUGAUGGUAUCGAACUUAAAUCAAUAAAGAAUUCUAGACCAACCAACAACAAUGGAAUUGACAUCAUGCAUUUAGACAGUUAUGAUGACGUAGAUGAUGACAUAUUGACAUGCGCAGAUCUGAUGGCUUUUGCUUGGCAAGUGUCAAAAGGAAUGGAAUUUUUAACAAGGCGUGGAUACGUCCAUCGUGAUCUCGCCGCUCGUAAUGUUCUUGUCGGUGAAAACAAAGAAGCAAAGAUUGCCGACUUUGGCCUGACACGUCACAUGUACAACAGUUUGUACCAGGCCCAGACCAGCCGUCGUCUUCCUAUAAAAUGGAUGAGUAUUGAAGCUAUUUUUGAUCAAAACUUCACAGAAAAGAGUGACGUUUGGUCGUAUGGGAUACUACUCUGGGAACUCUUCACUCUUGGUGGCACUCCAUAUCCCACCAAAAGCGUCAAAGAGCUAAUUCAGUGUUUAAGAAAUGGCUAUCGAAUGGAAAAACCCGACACGUGCGACAAUGAAAUCUAUGACAUCAUGAUAGAUUGCUGGCACGAGGCACCAGACGAUCGUCCAACAUUCUCAGCUCUUGAAUUAAAACUGGAGGAAAUGAUGAUGAGAGACAAUCCAUACUUUGAUCCAAGCUCUGUGGACGAGUCGCUCCUCUAYUAUCAAGUCCCGUCGUUCAAGAGUAUCGAAGAUACUGACGAAUUAGACGAUGACGUGUUCGUGGAAGUUUUUGGAAGGAAAGAUGCCGAUMARCAAAMCGAUCCUUGUUUUGAGAACGAAUUUAUGGAUCAUUCAGAUUCGUAUGACGRCAACGUGGCAGAUAACGGCAUUCAUAUUUCCUGUGAAAUGAAAGUUAAGAAAGAUACCGAGCAAGAGUUCAAAGAUGGAAAUAUGAAUGGAAUCGAAAAACUAGAUGGGAAUGGGAAUAAACUGAAGAAUAACGAUAUUGAAGAAUGCAAAGAGAGCAUGGACCAGGUCGUUGAUAUGAGCAACUACGAUUACGUACAUUUUGUGUAAAAUAACCAGACAAGAUGAUAGGUCCAUACAAGAGAAUAUCAAGAACAGUUGGAAUCACUUUUGGCGAACUUUCUUUUUGUGUGGGGUCUACCCCAAAGUCAUUUAGUUCCGCGAUAUCUCUAAGUAAAAAGUACGCUAUUUGGCGACAUCAGUUCUUAGAUAUGUUAAAAAUAUCGCGGAGUUGUUAAACUUCAAAAUGGUAUUGAUUCCUUUCAAGUCAUUAAAAAUUCAAUAAGAAAGAAUCUUCCACAUUAUGAUUAUAUUGUCUGAAUAAAAUUUUAAUCAAUACAGCACACUCUUCAAAGGUAUAUUAUAUUCAGUACAUAUGCAGAUAAAACAGGUGAAUUCCACCAUGUUGGACGUUUUAAGAAACACUUCAUUGUAUUAUUCUUCUGUGUUCAGUUUUACUAAGCAAAUCAUAUUAAAAUGUAUCAUCAUAAAUGUAUUGAUAUUUCUUCUACAAGACAAUGAAGUCAAUAAAGUGUUAACCAUAUAGUCAAA
Messenger RNA from Exaiptasia diaphana, 3520 nucleotides. RefSeq names its product insulin-like peptide receptor. Lineage: Eukaryota; Metazoa; Cnidaria; Anthozoa; Actiniaria; Aiptasiidae. Gene Ontology annotation, cellular component: signaling receptor complex. The coding region runs from base 218 to 3019 and encodes 933 amino acids. Gene Ontology annotation, biological process: protein phosphorylation; positive regulation of kinase activity; cell surface receptor protein tyrosine kinase signaling pathway. Gene Ontology annotation, molecular function: transmembrane receptor protein tyrosine kinase activity; ATP binding; protein binding. The transcript is spliced from 20 exons. The record is from RefSeq and is a predicted model, not a curated record.